This is a messenger RNA of Chaetura pelagica (chimney swift), 1189 nucleotides long. It is a transcript of the gene ANP32E, whose product is annotated as acidic (leucine-rich) nuclear phosphoprotein 32 family, member E. Gene Ontology annotation, molecular function: phosphatase inhibitor activity; histone binding. The coding region runs from base 1 to 759 and encodes 252 amino acids. Lineage: Eukaryota; Metazoa; Chordata; Aves; Apodiformes; Apodidae. The transcript is spliced from 6 exons. The record is from RefSeq and is a predicted model, not a curated record. Gene Ontology annotation, cellular component: nucleus. Gene Ontology annotation, biological process: regulation of apoptotic process.
AUGGUGGUUGAGUUGAGGAGUGACUGGUUGUCCUGUCCCAAGGUGACCGAGUUGGUGCUCGAUAACUGCCGCUCCAGCAACGGCGAGAUCGAAGGGUUGAAUGAUUCCUUCAAGGAGCUGGAGUUCCUCAGCAUGGCCAACGUUGAGUUGUCAUCACUGGCCAAGCUCCCCACGUUGAGCAAGCUCCGAAAGUUGGAGUUGAGUGACAACAUCAUUUCUGGAGGCUUGGAGGUCCUUGCAGAAAGAUGUCCAAAUCUCACAUAUCUAAACCUAAGUGGCAACAAAAUCAAAGAUCUUGGCACUGUGGAAGCUCUUCAAAAUCUCAAAAACCUGAAGAGCCUUGACCUGUUCAACUGUGAGAUCACGAACCUGGAGGAUUACAGGGACAGCAUUUUUGAGCUGCUCCAGCAAAUCACAUACCUGGAUGGGUUUGAUCAGGAAGAUAACGAGGCACCAGACUCAGAGGAGGAUGAUGAUGAGGGAGAUGAAGAGGAUGAUGAUGAAGAUGAGGAUGAAGCUGGUCCUCCAGGAGAGUAUGAAGAGGAAGAUGAUGAAGAUGAUGGUGGUUCAGAUUUAGGGGAAGGAGAAGAGGAAGAGGAAGUUGGUCUUUCCUACCUGAUGAAAGAAGAGAUUCAGGAUGAAGACGACGACGAUGAUUAUGUCGAAGAAGGGGGCGACGAGGAGGAAGAAGCAGGGGGUGUCCGAGGGGAGAAGAGGAAACGAGACCCUGAAGAUGAAGGUGAAGAAGAGGAGGAUUAAUUUGUUCUAGACACAAGUAGGACCAGACUCUCUCAGUUCCGGAACAUGCAAUAGUGAUUAUGCAGAUCUGUAUGUCUCCAUGUACCAUAGAUGUCCCUACAGAAGAGAAUAUGUUAACUUUUUAUAGGAGAAGUGUGGUUUUACUAUCCUUGCCCCUUUUUAUCAUUCCAAAUAAGAUAUAAUAAUAGCCUGUUUAGUGAACCUAUAUGUAGAAAACCAAUUUUCAGCCCUAUAAUCACUGAAGCCAUUGUCAAGUUUUCCUCCCUCCCCACCUCUAGAUUUUUUUUGGAGCUCUUUAAUUUUAUACAAGCUUGCUGUGUUGGUUGUCAUUAGCCCCAGAGUUAAAACACCCCUUUUCUCCUGGCUUUAAUAUUGUGAAUUUCCUUCAAGAUUUUAAAAGUUUUUAUACUUCAAAAGCUGAACUCAAAAA